Molecule: messenger RNA, 1047 nt
Organism: Cygnus atratus (black swan)
Lineage: Eukaryota; Metazoa; Chordata; Aves; Anseriformes; Anatidae
Gene: FAM110D
Product: family with sequence similarity 110 member D
Exons: 1
Coding region: 1-1047 (348 amino acids)
Source: RefSeq, a predicted model, not a curated record
AUGGUCCCCCUCGGCAGCUCCCCCCGAGCAGUGUGCUCCCCCGGCCGCGGCGUCUCCCCCCUGCGCCUGCUGAACCGGGGCCCCGAGUACCUGCGGGAGCAGGUGGCGGGGGGCAGCGGGGGCCGCGCGCCCAGCGCCGUGGAGCGGCUGGAGGCCGACAAAGCCAAAUACGUCAAAUCGCAGCAGGUCAUCAACAGCCGGCAGGAGCCGGCGCUGCGGGGCUGCUCGCCCCGCUUCUCCCCCCGCGGCCGGCGCCUGCUCGCCCUCCAGCAGUGCCACGAGCUCUGCCAGGGCUCGGACCUGAGCCGCGACGGCCCCCGCAAGCCGCCGUGCCCCCAGUCCCCCGUGCUGCGGAGGGGCGGCAGCGGCAAGCGCCUGCUGAGGCCCGACUCGCUCAUCAUUUACCGGCAGAAACGGGACUGCCCGGUCAUCAACAAGGAGAACAAGGGCUACGGGCUGGUCAGGCGCCUCUUCCAGGGGCCGCUCAGGGACAAGCCCCCCAGCUCCCCCCCAGCCCGCGGGCUGGCCGGAGCCCCCGAGAGCCCCAUGCUGUGGGUGCCCACGGAGCGAGCGGAGCCGAGGACACCGGGCACCACCACCGGCAGCAGAAGCAGCAGCGGCAGCAACAUCUUCCAGCUGCCCGGCAGCCCCGUGGCGCAGCCCCCCGAAGCCCCCAGCCCGGCCCAGACCCCCGCCUCCCCCAGCCCCAGCAAGCCAGCGCUGGGCCUGCGCCUCUCGCUGCCGCUGUCGGAGCAGGAGCGCUUCUUCAACUACUGCGGGCUGGACCGGGCGCUGGUGGAGGGGCUGGGGCAGGAGCGGUUCGUGCCGGCGGGCUGGGACAACGCCUCGGCGAAGUUCCCCGGCUCCUGCGAGUGGGAGCCCAGCCAGGCCUCGGGGGGCAGCGGGGAGGACGCGGGGCCGGGCGAGGAGGAGCAGGACGCCCGGCUCUGCUCCGCCGUUUCGGUGGUGGAGCGCAACGCCCGCGUCAUCAAGUGGCUCUACGGCUGCCAGCGAGCCUGGGCGGCCGCCAAGGAAUCCACGGUGUGA